AUGGCUGAAGAUCAACCACGGAGGGUUACUCUUGAAGAUUAUUCUAGCUCAACCGUGCCACAAUUCUUCACAAUCAUUGCGCGGCCGGAAGUUCAAGCUCACAACAUCACUUAUCCUCAUUCCUUGAUUCAGCUGAUUCAAGGAAAUUUGUUUCAUGGAUUGCCAAAUGAAGACCCUUACACACACUUGGCUACUUAUAUUGAGAUUUGCAACACAGUAAAGAUUGCCAGUGUGCCAGAAGAUGCAAUGAGGCUCAAUGGUUUGAGACCACAGUCCAAGAAGUUAUUGGAUGCUUUUGCUAGAGGAAAGAUUAAAUUGAAGACCCCUGAAAAAGCUAUGGGGCUUAUUGAGAAUAUGGCUGCUAGUGAUCAUGCUAUUUUACAUGAUCAGACUCAUAUUCCUACAAAGAGAAGCCUAUUAGAGCUUUCCUCACAAGAUGCACUAUGGCACAGAACAAGUUGCUAG
This is a messenger RNA of Glycine soja, 465 nucleotides long. RefSeq lists its product as uncharacterized. Bases 1 to 465 code for a protein of 154 amino acids. The transcript is spliced from 2 exons. The record is from RefSeq and is a predicted model, not a curated record. Lineage: Eukaryota; Viridiplantae; Streptophyta; Magnoliopsida; Fabales; Fabaceae.